Xenia sp. Carnegie-2017 is the source of this 855-nucleotide messenger RNA. RefSeq names its product T-cell-specific guanine nucleotide triphosphate-binding protein 2-like. NCBI's taxonomy places the organism in Eukaryota, Metazoa, Cnidaria, Anthozoa, Malacalcyonacea, Xeniidae. The transcript is spliced from 3 exons. Gene Ontology annotation, molecular function: GTP binding. The record is from RefSeq and is a predicted model, not a curated record. Bases 1 to 855 code for a protein of 284 amino acids. Gene Ontology annotation, cellular component: membrane.
AUGGAUGGAAAAAGAACUAUACGCAUCUCUGACAAAGAUCCUGAAAUCAAAUUCAAGAAUUUAAGAUCAAAUUCGACUUCAACGAAGCCUAGAUUUAGGAAGUUGGAUACAUUUCUUAUAUUUGUUAAAUCAAGACCUAAGAAAGAGAGGGCAAUUGCCAAGAAAAUUUUAAAAAAGCAUGGAAAGCCGGUCAUUUUCAUCUUUGCACACACUAAUGUAGACAAAGAUAAGGAUAGAAAAGAAAACGUUAAAGAUUUGGUAAAGGAUGAGUCAGAUAUUUACGUAAUUGACAAAGAGGAUAAUUCCAAACACGACUUUAAUCGUCUGCUUGGAGAUAUCGAGUCGAAUAUCAAAGCUAGUGAAAAAAAAGAAGCAGCACUAGCUGGUGUAACAGAAUCAACUUCAGUUCCCAAUAAAUAUGUUCAUUCAAAUAAUGAAAACAUCAUUUUCUGGGAUCUACCUAGCAUUGAAACACCUACAUACCCCAAUCUUGAAGAAUAUUGUACAAGAGUUGGUGGUCUAGAGAAGUACGAUGCAUUUCUCAUUUUUUGCAAAUCGCGAUUCACUCAACAUGAGAAACAACUGGCUGAGAAUGUUUCAAAAGAGCUCGACAAACCUUUCUUUUUUGUUCGUACCAACGUUGACACCGAACUCAAAAAUGCGAAAGAUGACGAAGGACCAAAGUUUGAUGAAGCAUCUGUCAUGAAACGUACGAGGGAAAAUUGUUUGAAAAAUCUGGAAGGUUUGAUUCACGAUGAGAAAGAUAUCUUCUUGAUUGACAAUAAGGUUACAGAGAAAUAUGAUUUUCAACGUUUGAAGGAAUCGAUUGCUAAAGCGUUACCCGAGGAAAAAUAA